Molecule: messenger RNA, 849 nt
Organism: Ramularia collo-cygni
Lineage: Eukaryota; Fungi; Ascomycota; Dothideomycetes; Mycosphaerellales; Mycosphaerellaceae
Product: related to Histone chaperone ASF1
Exons: 2
Coding region: 1-849 (282 amino acids)
Biological process (GO): nucleosome assembly; DNA replication-dependent chromatin assembly; nucleosome disassembly
Cellular component (GO): nucleus
Molecular function (GO): histone binding
Source: RefSeq, a predicted model, not a curated record
AUGGCGACCGUUUCCCUCCUCAAUGUGACGGUGCGAAAUAACCCCGCGGCCUUCAACUCGCCCUACGAGUUCGAAAUCACCUUUGAAUGUCUGGAACCGCUUCAAAAGGAUCUGGAGUGGAAGCUUACCUAUGUCGGAUCCGCCACAUCCUCCGAACACGACCAAGAGCUCGACUCGCUACUGGUGGGCCCAAUCCCCGUCGGCGUGAACAAAUUCAUCUUCGAGGCCGAUCCGCCCAACACUGCACGCAUCCCCGGUACCGACAUUCUCGGCGUCACCGUCAUUCUGCUCUCUUGCUCCUACGAUGAGCGUGAGUUCGUCCGCGUUGGCUAUUACGUCAACAACGAGUAUGUGGAUCCUUCCAUGAACGAAGAGCCCCCGGCGAAGCCCGAAAUGGACAAGAUCCGUCGCAAUAUCCUGGCCGAUAAGCCCAGGGUCACACGCUUCCAGAUCAAGUGGGAUUCCGAGGAAAGUGCACCCAGUGAAUUCCCUCCGGAACAGCCCGAUGUAGAUGCUCAGGAGGAUGACGGCGCCACCUAUGGUGCCGAAGAAGAAGACGAAGAGGAAGGGGCGGUCGAGGUGGAGGAGGGAGCAGCAGUGGCAGCGAAAGCAGAGGGAGAGGAUGUGGAUAUGGAAGGUGCCGACAAUAGCAACACAAACAACACCAAGGACGAGGGCGAAGAGUCCGACGCCGGAAGCGAAGAUCUCGAAGCCGAGAGCGAAGAUGAGGAUGAGGAAGAUCUGGAGGAGGAGGAAGCAGAGGGAGACGACAUGGAGAUGGAUGAGCCCGUCCAACAGCAACCGCAAGAGCAGCAGCAGCAGCRAGCACCCGAUGUGAUGGUUCGCUAG